Salmo salar (Atlantic salmon) is the source of this 2907-nucleotide messenger RNA. It is a transcript of the gene tespa1, whose product is annotated as thymocyte expressed, positive selection associated 1. NCBI's taxonomy places the organism in Eukaryota, Metazoa, Chordata, Actinopteri, Salmoniformes, Salmonidae. The record is from RefSeq and is a predicted model, not a curated record. Gene Ontology annotation, molecular function: signaling receptor binding.
GCAGCCCCCCCCCCCGUCUGAUGGAGAGUCCGUCUUCUACAACCAGGCGUCAGGCCUGGUUCCAGACCGGUCGCCAGUGGCCAACCCUGAACGAACAAGAUCCACAGGGACCUCCAUCCACCCACCUGUCUGUUCCACACCAGUCUGCAUCAGAGGAUGAUGUCUUCUCAGAUGGAUGCUCAGCAGGAAAGAUUGAGAGCUGGCUGCUGGGCUGUGGGCUGGAGACGGACUCAGAAAACUCUAGACAUAAUCUGACUGUUGAGUCUCUGCUGAAAUCGAACAGUUUUGAAGAUGACCUGAGUCUGGGGGCCGAGGCUACAGUAUUAAAUGUUGAGGAAGGAGUCUCAGAACUGGGGAGCUGCCCACUGCUGCUUCCGCCACCCAAACAUCCUCACAGAGGAGUCACCACCAGUACUCCCCGCCAGAGGCUGGCUUUGCCCCUUCUCCACCUGGGUCACAGUCUGGCCUCCAGUGGGCUCUCCAAAAGCACCAGUAAAGCAUCGAGUGUGUCGGAGGCGCUGCAGAUGUAUGCAGAGGAUGCAGAGGAGACUCUGUACCAGUUAGGGUUUGGUUGUGAUGAGCCUGAGGUCACGGCCCGUAUCCCUAUCCGCUUCAUCAACUUCCCCUCCCAUGCCCACGGCAUCAACCUCCGCCUCUUUCUUCAGUCCCAACUGCACCGGCUCCGACAGGAGGACCCAGGACUCUCCCUGGCCAGUCGUUUCAGGCAGGUAGAGGUGCUGACAGCCAUGGCCAACGCCUUCUACUCCCUCUACUCACACGUGUCCCGCACACCCCUCCAGAAACUCGCACCUCCCGAGUUCAGCUUCUCCCCCACCGCUGACGGGCAGAUCGGACGGCGCUUCAUGGGAAGCGUCCGCAGCGAACCGAGGUCUCCAGUGGAACGACUCAAGGACACGGUUUCUAAGAUGUGCCUGUAUACUGGCUCUGGGGGUUCCGCCCGGCUGGGCUCGGACUCUGUCUGCCCCAGACCAGGACUCUCCCCCGGGCCUGGGUCUGGCUCGGCCCCCAAGAAGAGAAGCAGCCUGCCUGACUUGGUGGGUCUAGUCCUGGAGAACACCAAGGCAGAGCCUUUAUCCAGAGACAUGGAGGAGGAUAAUCAGGAUACAGGGAACAGUAAUGAGACGAGUGCUGCUGUGGACACGAUGCUGAAGGAUAGAGAGACAGAGACACAGGGACACAUAGACAGGGAGGGGGAGCAGGGGGUGUUUUCAGAUGUACAGGAUAUGGACACUGGGGAUAGUAAUAAGACAUGUGCUGUGGGCACAUGUAUGUUCAGGGACAGAGAGACAGAGACACAUAGAGACACAGUCAGGGACAAGGAGUUGGAGCAGGGAUCGUUAUCAGAUAGGGAUGGAGUUGAUUUAGAGAGAGAGCGACAUCCUGACAGAACACCCAACCUUGGGGCAUCAUCACUUUCAGAAUCAGGUCAUCAGAGAGAGCCCAGUAGUAGGAAGAAGCUGGACUUUGGCCUUACUAUUCCGAGACCUACUUGUGAGGUUGGAGAAACUCAAAACACAAUUCAUCCCACAGGCUGGGCAACAGUAGUGGCACCGGUCGCCAAGGUUACCCAUGACAUCACCCGUCCUCGGAUCGUUGAGAGUGUUCACCAGGCGCCGUACAGCAGUCAACUACAACAGUGGAAUAAUAACACAAAGGCGUCGGCCAUUUUGUCAUCUGUUAUCUCCUCUGAGAACGUCAGAAGAUCUGACCGAUCCCUCACCACAUCAGACGGACUACACAAACCCGGGGAGGAGGAGUGCUUAACUACCAGUAACUCAGCCAAGAGUUUAGAGGUCACACUAACUCCAAUGUGUAAGGUUGAAUCCAGUUUGGGAGAAACUGGAACACUGGUGGUGUCAACGUUCGUGCCUAUAGAGCUCCAUAGUUGCAGGAAGUCCCCUUGUCUCAUCACUGUUACUGAUGUGAUGCCUUCUAGUUCUUUAGACACGCAUGCACCUGAGAUGAUUCUCCCUCCCAGUGGUGGGACCACAAUGGUGGCUCCAGCAGCCCAGUAUUAUCCAGGUGUACGGAGGAACAAGAGGUACCUGAGUCCUCUGAAACCACCACCAAUCCAGGGGCAGGUCUCCCACGCUAUUCAACAGGCCAACUCCUUUGAACUGGAAGAGGUACAUAGCGCAGGGGAGGAAGACUUUGGACAGCAAGAAACUAUAAGGUCAACAUCUUUGUCACGUUCUACUGUCAGUCAAAACAAAGGUCUGGUGGUUCGAGGGGACAGCAUGCAAUCAGACAGUAGUGGCUACGCAGAUGAAGACGUCUACUCCCCUGACAGAGAGGAGGAGCCGACGGACAGAGAGGAGGAGCCGACGGACAGAGAGGAGGAGCCGACGGACAGAGAGGAGGAGCCGACGGACAGAGAGGAGGAGCCGACGGACAGAGAGGAGGAGCCGACGGACAGAGAGGAGGAGCCGAAGGACAGAGAGGAGGAGCCGACGGACAGAGAGGAGGAGCCGACGGACAGAGAGGAGGAGCCGACGGACAGAGAGGAGGAGCCGACGGACAGAGAGGAGGAGCCGACAGACAGAGAGGAGCCGAAGGACAGAGAGGAGGAGCCGACGGACAGAGAGGAGGAGCCGACGGACAGAGAGGAGGAGCCGACGGACAGAGAGGAGGAGCCGACGGACAGAGAGGAGGAGCCGACGGACAGAGAGGAGCCGACGGACAGAGAGGAGGAGCCGACGGACAGAGAGGAGGAGCCGACGGACAGAGAGGAGGAGCCGACGGACAGAGAGGAGCCGACGGACAGACCCUCAGGGAAAUAUUAUUUAUUUGUGUGAGUCAAACAAACAUAUUCAGCCACUGAAGGUGCAUUCAACAGAUACGGAUUGUUCAUGAAGUAUGAAAAGAUUUGUUAUUGUUAAUGAAAAA